GUGAACGAUGUUUUAAACAGGAUAUUUACUAGCUAAAAGCUACAGAUAGGUUCAAAUUUUACAAUGGGCGUUUAAUCCAAAACGUAAAUUUUAUCUUGCUGUAGUCCCAUUGGACAGUCUUGCUGGUUGUCUUUGUUUAUCCGCAUCAGUGACUGUUAGUAGAAUUCUGGAAUUGCUAGCGGAAUGACUGAGGGUACUGCACAAGUUUCCGAAACACAGCAACAAGCUGGCAAGGUGUGCCCGGAAGGAUUUAUAGAUUUAAGCCCAAAUGGUGACUGUGGCAUACUCAAAAAAGUGUUGCGAGAAGGGUUUUCUGAUGUCAAGCCAUGUGAUGGCGAUACAGUAAUUGUACAUUAUGUCGGGACCAACGUUGGUGGAAAAGAAGACGGUAAAAUUUUCGACUCAAGCAGAGCACGAAAUGAGAAGUUUGAAUUCACAAUCGGGAAUGGUAGUGUAAUCAAGGCUUGGGAUAUCGGUGUUGCUACAAUGAAACUUGGAGAACUUUGUGAACUCAUUGCGUCUCCUGAUUAUGCCUACAAGGACGGAAAGACUCUUAAGUUUGAGGUGGAGCUCUUUGAAACCUUGGGUUCUGAUGUCAGCAGAAACAAGGAUGGAAGUAUUCGCAAAUCUGUUAUUAGGAAAGGGAGGGAUAUUUAUAAUCCUGUUGCUGGCAGCGAGGCUACAAUUAUCUUCCGCAAUUUAAAAGACUCGACGGAGAAUGUGGAAGUUACGUAUUGCGUCGGGGAUCCCCCAUCAAGUGUGCCAGAAGAGUUGGACUUGUGUAUUCGCCAUAUGAAUACAGAUGAAUUCUGUCGUGUGGUGAUCCACAAAGAUAAAAACAUGGCAGCUGAGGGUGCUGAUAAAAAUCGUGUGGUUUAUGAGCUAACGUUAAAGUCUUUUGAAAAGACCAAACAUCUCUCAGGUAUCUCAUCAUUUCCAGAGCAGAUGGCUUAUGCAAAUGUACUAAAAGAAAAAGCUAACAAUUUUCUUAAGGACUCUAAAUUCGAUGCAGCUAUCGAACUGUACAAACGUUUGGAUGAUGAGCUACAGUACAUUGUAGCUAAUGGUCCUGCAGAGCAAAAAGAAUUAUCCGCAGUUACUGUAGCCGUCCAACUUAAUUUAGCGUUGACUUACUUAAAGCUGUGCAAAUCAGAUAAAUGUAUUGAAUUUUGUAAAAAAGUACUGGACGUUUUUAGCGACAACGAAAAGGCGCUGUUUAGGAUAGGUCAGGCGCAUCUACUACGUAAGGAUCACGAGGAGGCCGCUAUUUACUUCAAAAAAAUUGUAGCUAGAAAUCCCAACAAUGCUGCUGCUGUCAAGCAGUUGCAUAUGUGUGAAGAGGAGAUCAAAAAGGCUAAAGAUAUGGAACGGCGAAAGUUCCGAAGUGUUUUUGAGCGUUGUAAAGACACGGGGUUAAAUGAUACUCAGAAGCUCGAAAACGGGGUUGCGUUAGAUGACGAGAAGUCUGCACUGUAAAUGUGUGUUCCUAAACCAGUAACCCGUGAUUUUGUAAAUGUUUCCAAUAACCGCUACCAAUUUUGAACUUUUUUAAUAAAUCAUUAAGCUU
Molecule: messenger RNA, 1567 nt
Organism: Schistosoma turkestanicum
Lineage: Eukaryota; Metazoa; Platyhelminthes; Trematoda; Strigeidida; Schistosomatidae
Source: the annotation of a GenBank genome assembly